Messenger RNA from Equus quagga, 4695 nucleotides. RefSeq names its product NBR1 autophagy cargo receptor (gene NBR1). The transcript is spliced from 22 exons. Gene Ontology annotation, molecular function: zinc ion binding; ubiquitin binding. Lineage: Eukaryota; Metazoa; Chordata; Mammalia; Perissodactyla; Equidae. Gene Ontology annotation, cellular component: phagophore assembly site. The record is from RefSeq and is a predicted model, not a curated record. Gene Ontology annotation, biological process: macroautophagy. The coding region runs from base 156 to 3113 and encodes 985 amino acids.
UCAUCUUGGCGGAAACUCAAGACACAGGGGACUAGGCCCUGACUCUGUCCGCCAUGAUAGAUUCACCCCGAAGGGGUAGCAGCAGAGCGGGCAGCGAACGGUCCUAGCACUGGUCUCCGGCGGCGCCCCCCGGGGGCGGGAAGCUGCCCCGCAGGAUGGAACCACAGGUUACUCUAAAUGUGACUUUUAAAAAUGAACCUCAAAGCUUUCUGGUUUCUCAUCCAGAAAAUACAACUUGGGCUGAUGUCGAAGCUAUGGUAAAAGUUUUAUUUGAUCUGAACACUAUUCAAAUAAAAUACCUGGAUGAGGAAAAUGAAGAGGUAUCCAUCAACAGUCAAGGAGAGUAUGAAGAAGCGCUUAAGAUGGCACUUAAGCAGGGGAACCAACUGCAGAUGCAAGUUCAUGAAGGCUGCGGCGUUGAUGAUGAAGCCUCGCCCCCAGUUGUAGCAGAACAACGACCAGUUGUGAGGGCAGGGAAGAAGCCACUUGCACAUUAUUCUUCACUCGUACGAGUCUUGGGAUCAGACAUGAAGACCCCAGAGGAGCCUACAGCACAACAGUGUCCACUUGCUCCAUGUGAUGCAGACCAACCUCAAGACAAGCCCCCAGACUGGUUCACCAGCUACCUGGAGACAUUCAGAGAGCAAGUGGUUAAAGAAACAGUGGAAAAGCUUGAACAGAAAUUACAUGAGAAGCUUGUCCUCCAGAACCCAUCCUUGGGCUCCUGUCCCUCAGAAGUCUCAAUGCCUACUUCAGAGGAAAUGCUGUUUUUGCCAGAAAACCAGUUCAACUGGCAUAUUGCUUGUAGCAGCUGCCAAAGGAGGCUCGUUGGUGUGCGCUACCAGUGCAGCCUAUGCCCAUCCUACAAUAUCUGUGAAGAUUGUGAAUCGGGGCCAUAUGCCCAUGACUCCAACCAUGUCCUGCUGAAGUUGCGGAGACCUGUCGCAGGUUCCUCUGAACCGUUUUGUCACUCAAGGUUCUCUACUCCUCGUCUUCCUGCUGCUCUGGAACAAGCCAGGCUCCAGAAACAGGUUGACAAGAACUUUCUUAAAGCAGAAAAGCAAAGGUUGCGAGCUGAGAAGAAACAACGUAAAGCAGAGGUCAAGGAACUUAAAAAGCAGCUUAAACUCCAUAGGAAGAUUCAUCUGUGGAAUUCGAUCCAUGGACUCCAGAGCCCCAAGUCUCCUUUGGGUCGACCUGAGAGCCUGCUGCAGUCUAACACCCUAAUGCUCCCUUUGCAGCCCUGUGCCACAGUUAUGCCAACCCUCAGUGCAGCAUUUGUGGAUGAGAAUUUGCCUGAUGGGACUCACCUUCAGCCAGGAACCAAGUUUAUCAAACACUGGAGGAUGAAAAAUACAGGAAAUGUAAAGUGGAGUGCAGACACAAAGCUCAAGUUCAUGUGGGGAAACCUGACUUUGGCUUCUGCAGAAAAGAAGGAUGUUUUGGUUCCCUGCCUAAAGGCCGGCCAUGUGGGAGUUGUGUCUGUGGAGUUCAUUGCCCCAGCCUUGGAAGGAACAUACACUUCCCACUGGCGUCUUUCUCACAAAGGCCAACAGUUUGGGCCUCGGGUCUGGUGCAGCAUCAUAGUGGAUCCUUUCCCCUCUACAGAGAGCCCUGAUAACAUUGAAAAGGGUGCGAUCAGCUCAAGCAAAGCUGAUGAUCUCACCUGCCAGCAAGAGGAAGCUCUUCUUCUGGCUAAAGAAGAAAUUCAGCGUGGUGAAGCAACUGAGCCGACCGAAGGGACAGAAACUGGCAUCCCACAGAAGACAAAACAUGUUGCCAGCGAGAGGGAGCUCUACAUCCCAUGCGUGGACCUUCUCACUGCCCAGGACCUGCUGUCCUUUGAGCUGUUGGAUAUAAACAUUGUCCAAGAGUUGGAGAGAGUACCCCAUAAUACUCCUGUGGAUAUGACUCCCUGCAUGUCUCCUCUGCCACAUGACAGUCCUUUAAUAGAGAAGCCAGGCUUGGGGCAGAUACAGGAAGAGAGUGAAGGGCCAAGAUUUAAAGCACUUCCUGGUUCCACAGCAUCAGUGAAGAGGAGGGCUGAGAACAUUGCUUCAGUGGAGGAAGCAGAAGAUGACCUGAGUGGAACCCAGUUCGUGUGUGAGACUGUAAUCCGAUCCCUUACCUUGGAUGCUGCCCCAGAUCACAAUCCACCUUGCAGACAGAAGUCCCUGCACAGGGCGGAAUUACAGCUGCACGCCACAGAGGAACAGCAGCCGGUGGUGCUGCCUGGAUUCUGCAGUAAGGAGUCUUCAGUGAAAUUUGCCUCGCCUGGAGAGGGACCACUUGGAGAUGAGAGGGAGGAGAUUGUCCAUAUUGCUGAGGAAGAAACUGUCGUGGAGGAGGAGGAGGAUGAGCUCAAAGAUGAAGUUCAGAGUCAGUCAUCUGCUUCUUCAGAGGAUUACAUCAUCAUCCUGCCUGAGUGCUUUGACACCAGCCGCCCCCUGGGGGACUCCAUGUACAGCUCUGCGCUCUCACAGCCAGGCCUGGAGCAAGGGGCUGAAGGCGAGCCUGGGGUUGAGGCUGGGCAGGAACCAGUCGAGGCUGGGGAGAGACGCCCUGGAGAGGAGAACCAGCUGCAAGGGCACAGCAUCAGUGACAUCCUCAUGACCUCGCAGACUCUGGACACAGUACCCCUAACCCCAGAGGUGGUGGGGCCUCCACUACAGCUGCCCAGGAGCCCUCCUUGUGCACAGCAUCAUGGUUCCCCAGGAGUGGAUGUACCAGUUACCAUGCCAGAAGUUUCUUCAGUCCCUGAUCAGAUCAGAGAGCCCAGAGGCUCAUCAGGACUUGUAAACAGCAGACAGAAGAGCUAUGACCACUCAAGGUUCCACCACCAUGGGAGCGGCAUUGCGGGAGGACUGGUGAAGGGGGCUUUGUCUGUUGCUGCCUCUGCGUAUAAGGCCUUGUUUGCUGGGCCACCAGUCACUGCACAGCCAAUAGUUUCUGAAGAUCAGACAGCAACCCUGAUGGCCCAUCUCUUUGAAAUGGGAUUCUGUGACAGGCAGCUAAACCUAAGGCUGCUGAAGAAACACAAUUACAACAUCCUACAGGUUGUAACAGAACUCCUUCAAGUCAACAACAAUGACUGGUACAGCCACCGCUACUGAGGAGUCACCUUGUAUUAAAUAACUUUGCCUGCUGCUCAGAGAUGACAUUUAUUCUGUCGUUGGGGUAUGGGGUAGAAGCCCUUGCUUAUUUUUUAAUCUGAUGAAUCUGUAUAGAGCCCAUCACUGAAUUAAGAGAAUAUCUGCAUUACAGUAUUUUUUGGAGCAAAUCAAAGACCAGAACUUAAAGUUUUACUUUAGACGUUGAAUGAAUAUUAGGAAGACGGUUUUUCAAUUGAUUUGGAUAAAACUCUUUUCUCCUUUUUAGUGCUUUGAGGAGUAUAACUAACUUCUUAUAGAACCCUUUUUCUUUCUGCUUGUAUUGAGGUUAAGUAUUUUUCUUUGGUUAAUGUGGAUGUUUCUAUGAGGAUAUCUGUUGUCAGUUUUUAAAAGAAAUUAACCUUGGAAGUUGUUUUCAAGAAUUAUUCUCAUAAUUUCUCUAACUUACCCCAAGCCUCAUAGCUAUAUGGUACUGAAAUGACACCCAGAGCGUGAUAGGAAUGUUGUUACUCUUCCUUUCUCAAGGAGAAAGUCAUUUCUCUGCACGACUUAGUAAUGGCACUGUCUUCAAAAGACCCCAUUGAUGCAUUUAAGAAUAUCCACCUGCUGGGUCUCUGCACUUCAGUGAAAGGACCAGGGAGUGUGCUCAUUAACCCACCAGCACCUAUUGAGCAGUAGCUAUUGUAGUAAUUUUUGCAUACAUUUUUCUUUUAUUUAAGGGAAAAUUUUUAAGUAGGUAGUGUGGAAUAUUUUGCUAAUCCUAUAGAGAAGGAAAAAAAAACUUCUAUUAAAGGGAAAGUAAAUGAAACAGUUACCUUUUGUGCUUAAUGUCAGAGCAGAUCUUAUUUACAGUAGAGUGGGAGAACAUAGAAACGUGGAAAGUGAAAGGCAGACUCCUGUGUUAAUCCCAAAGUUCAGGGGCGGGCAAAUGAGAAUGUGAGAGGCAAAGGAAAUCUGAAUGACUUCUUGAAUGUUUCAAAUCUGUUCAAAGGCAUCUAGCCCUAGAGAGCCUAGAACAGGAAGAAGAGGCUGGUGUUUGUAUGGCACAAACUCACUGACAAAGUUUGGGUUUAACCCCAGCAUGAGUGGGAAAGAGCUUGCUUCCAGGGGCCCAGAUCCUCACUCUGUUUUGUAUCCAAGACUCCCUUGGGUACAACUGGUGAAGGAAGAGGUAACAAAAAACACUAAAAGAUAUUAUUCAUGAAAAUGACUUACAGAGAAAGAAGAAUCACCCCCAGCCAGAAGGGGGAGGGAUUGUAAAAUAGUAUUAUUUAACCUGGUUGGUAUUUAUAAUGAACGGUGAUUUUAAUUAUUAGCCAUAAUGAUGUUUAUUUACAGUAUAACUCUUGAAUGCUAUUAAAUAAAUAAGCCAGAAUUCAGACUGCAAGCCAGCCAGGCUGUUCAUUAUUUAAAACGUUUUUAUCGGGGCUUCUGGGUAGAGGCUGAGCGGCAGAGUGUGUUUAAUUAAUUGGGUUGAUUUCGGGCGGGACAUGUCUCCACCAUCUAGGUCGCAUUGUAGGGGUCCAGUCGUCCGUCCUGUUGUACUUGUAAAGAAUGGUGAAAUAAAGGUUCUUUCAAACUCCUA